Penicillium cataractarum is the source of this 429-nucleotide messenger RNA. RefSeq lists its product as uncharacterized. NCBI's taxonomy places the organism in Eukaryota, Fungi, Ascomycota, Eurotiomycetes, Eurotiales, Aspergillaceae. The record is from RefSeq and is a predicted model, not a curated record. The transcript is spliced from 2 exons. The coding region runs from base 1 to 429 and encodes 142 amino acids.
AUGGGCCAGAGGCAUAACAGACGUCGCACUCGUCCUCGUUCCAGCAAGCGAAGAAACAGUUUCGAUCAAGACUCGCCCGAAUUGUCAAAUAUCCACCCGCCAUUAGCUCUCCCAUCUACAAUUUGGAGCCCUCAUACUCCCGUGCCUCCACCAGCAGCCCUCCACUAUACUCCGUCCGCUGCAUGCAUUUCACCUGGAUCGCCGGUCUCAGCAGCCCCUGCCCCGACCUGGCAUUAUGGGUUUACGGCUUGGCCGAUCCGUGAGAAUGUACCGCAACGGCGGGAAGCAAGCAUCGGUCUCGAGGCACGGCAGUGUCGAUUGUUCGGCGGCGAGCCGGGCGACGAUCUAAACCUUUGUUAUCGCAUGCUGGAGUAUUUCGAUGGUCUCGACUAUAUCGACCCAUUACGAAACAGCACUCCGGGAGAUUGA